This is a messenger RNA of Hyposmocoma kahamanoa, 5518 nucleotides long. RefSeq lists its product as uncharacterized. The transcript has 6 exons. Lineage: Eukaryota; Metazoa; Arthropoda; Insecta; Lepidoptera; Cosmopterigidae. Bases 116 to 4021 code for a protein of 1301 amino acids. Gene Ontology annotation, molecular function: RNA binding. The record is from RefSeq and is a predicted model, not a curated record.
AGUGAGUGGUUUUUCUUUGUUGCUAGUAUUGAUCGAAUUUUGCCUGUUUGUGCGCGCUGGAUUUGUUUGUCCUUUUUAAGGAAAACUCCUACCAAGCCAGUUGCCUGCCGAACAGAUGGCGUCGCGGGGUCAGGGAUACAGCCAAGCACAGAGUCACGAGUGGGACCCGAUGCGAGAUGACUUCGACUCCCACAACUACGAUCCUCAGUACCACGACGACGACUCCAGUGAACAUGUUAAUCUAAACCACUCCAGACUCUACGUGACAUCAAUACCCAAAGGGCUUAACGAGGAAGGGCUGAGGGCCGCCUUCGUCAAAUACGGGUCAUUGUUGGAGUGCUUUGUCAGCAGGGACCCUAACAAACGUUAUGCCCUUGUCACCUAUGAAUGUCCUGCGACUCAACAGAACCUGCCAAGUUUGAGAUGUGUGAUACCAGAAGAUAGGAGACAAAUCGUGCGAACAGUUGCUGAAAGCAGUCAAGAACCUCAUGACGACAGCAGCUACGCGGCCGGUGCAGGCGAUUCGAACGACCGAGAAACUUGUUCCUGCAAACCCAAGAAGCCCUGGGAUCACGCCGAAACCGCCUCCGAAAGAAGUUCCACUCCGUCCACAUGCAAAAUGUGUUCGGGUGAACGCGACGAAAGGCCCGAAGAUAAGUCUGACUACGCCAGGUAUUCUAAAAAAGACAAAAUCUUCGCAAAAGCUAUUACAGAUAUUAUAAGAAGGAAAUCGGGCACAAGCAAAGCUACCGAUCUCACCAGCAAGAAGUCUGACUAUAGCAAGUACACUGAUACUGUUAGCAAGAGAUCAGAGAAUAUUAAUAAAAAAAUAGAAUUAGUUCAUAGGAAGGUUUUAGUGAAAAAAAGCGAAAUUACAUGUGAUUUGAAAUAUAGUGACUUCUAUAGUGACAAUGAAGAUGAGGCCGACGAGACUAACAGACUUAUUCAAUCGAGAAAUUCUGAUUAUAUGGACAUUGUAGACGAAAAUUUAAAGAUAGUUGUAGCGUUAGCAGGGUAUCCCAAAUCCAAGAUGAGGUUGCGUCAGAUGGAAAGGUUUCAGAAAUGCCUCUCAGAUGUCAUUGAAAUGCAACUAAAGGCUGGUCUUCUAAAGAAAACUCCUUCUUUUCUUGACUAUUAUAUAAAUAGAGGAGCCAUAGUGUGCAUUUGCAAGGACUUGGAUACUAGGGAUUGGAUGGUCCGUAUUUCACCAGGUCUUCAAGAACGUAUGUGCAUAAAUUUAAUACUUCUUAAAGCUAAGAUGAAAAGACUUUGUUUGGCUGUUUUGAAAAUACCACAUUCUUCCUGGCCUGCCUCUGCACAGGACGCUUUCAAGCUUUUGCAGUAUUUUAAUCCGACUUUAAAGACGGAAACGUGGAAGAUAUACUCUCAAAAGACAAUAGAUGAUGUGGAAUGUACGUCGUUCUUGAUUGAUAGGGUUUCCGGUGAAAUUAUUAGAGGUCCGACAUUUAAGAAUGUAAUUGAUUAUGAUCAAAUGGAGUUUGAGUUGAUUGGUUACACUGAGAUUUAUUAUGAAUGCUUGCUGUCAGAUUUAGGGGCAGAUGUGUCAAGUGUAGCCUCGAGAGUUAAACUCUUGGGAGAAAUAAAGUCAGAAGAACCAACGCCUCGUAAUUUAUCACAAGUUAAUCUGCAGAAAUCUCCUCUGAAUGAUGAGGAAGACAGUUUGUUUAGGGUCGACAACCAAGAGAAAGAACUUAAAAAAAUCGAAAAAGAAUGUGAUGUUGACGAAAAAUUCCAACUUGAGAACACUUUGCAGAAAGAUGUAUUGAAAAAACUUAAAGAUGUGGAAUAUAUAAGCGAUAAAGAUGAAGUUAUCAUUUGGUCUGAUGAAACGAAUUAUAGCGAUCAGGUGAAUGAGAAAAGUAUAACACAGAAUUACGAAGAAGAGAUGGAGGAAGAAAGAAAGAACGUUAUCUCUACGUAUGGCGUGGCAACUUCGGAGAACACUGAGUCUGUAAUUGAAAGCAAUGAUAAUUUGACGAUUAGUAGAAACAGUAACUUAAACAUCGAUAGUAACAGAGGCAUUGCCUAUCAUAGACGUACAAACUACCUUCACGUGGAAAAUGAAUUGAAAAUUGCUAUAACACUAGAAGGCUACCCACAGAACAAGUUAGAAGGUACACACAUUCGUAGAUUGAAACACCUUUUUAAGGAGUGCCUUCACAAAGACAUGAAAAACCAACGCUUUGCCAAUUUAAUAAUACCUAAAUUUCAAGACAUUUACUUGUCUAACGGAGCUGUUAUUUACAUCUGUGACAGUAUGGAAACUAAGGAUUAUUUAUCUGAAAUUUUACCGAAAUUCAUUAAUUCUACUGGCUUGAAAUUGACAUUCAGAGAUAUUAAAAGCUUAGUGCGUUACACGAGAAUCGUCAUGCGUCUGCCAAAGGAACAUGCCCACGUUGAGUCUGUCGAAAUCUUACUGAAAUUACAAGCAAGGUACCCUGGUUUGAGACCAGAUUGCUGGAAGUACUAUUCUGAUGUUGCCGGUAAGCAGAAGAGACAGUUUGGUGUCGAUCCUGAAUCUUUGGAUGUUAUGAAGAGUCCAGGUUUCGAUCCGACCUACGAAGGCGACAAAAUAAGCUUCCGAAUCAUCGACAGGCAGAAACCAGACGUCAGCUUUGAAGAACCAAUGAUUCUUGAUAUGGAUUUGGGCUCUUCUGAUAACGUAGACGUUAAAAAGUUACGAGAAACGAUCUUUAAAAUUAUGUAUGUUCCGAUAGACCCCGAGAUUAUGAACUCUCCGCUGACUAGAAUAAGAACGAAUCAUUAUUCAGACCUGAUCGCGGACGAUUUAAAGCUCUACGUUGGGCCUUCAAAUUAUCCAGAAAGUCGAAUAGAUGAUGCGCAGUUUUAUACUAUAAAACGAUCUUUCGAGAUCAUUGUGCUCGAAGCUUUCGAAAAGCGUAAUAUGACGGAAGAAACGAUGCCUAAAUUCCACGAUAUGUACUUGUUUGAUGGAGUAAUUUUCAUCAUCUGCCUAAAUAUGUCCUCAAGAUGCUGGAUUGAAGACUCCUUGACCACCGUAAAUGCUAAACUGCACAGUCAUCUGAAAGCUACUGAAUUCCGCGGUGCGGUCGGAAUAAUAAGCAUGGUUGUGAAAACAGACAAAGAUACCGAUGAGGUUAUAUCUAUUCUGCAGAAGCAAAAUCCGCGGCUGCGCACUAAAUAUUGGAGGAAAAUCAGCACUGUACGUACGAAGACUAAACUAGAUGUGGUCUUGCAGAUAGACAAGUUGUCAGCUCAAGUUAUGACCAGUCAGAACUUUAACAAACUGGUUGGUCCCAACCCGGUUUUGUUCAAAUUGGGACAUUUGCAAUCAUUACUAAAACCGAAGGCAAGUUUAGAAGAACUGUGCAAGAUGCACGCUAAGAAACUGUCAAAGAAAUGUAGCGACGUCAAACUACCCGAAAAAUCGCGUAGUAAGGUAUCCAUGCAAGGACCUAAAGACAUGACCUUCGAAGAGUUAAAGGCGGAGCUAAAGAAAGAAUAUCCGGCGUUGAAAAUCGAGGACUGGAGUAUUAUUUCAUUGCACGAAAAAACCAACCACCAAGUGUGCGAUUUAGAAAUCGAUGAAGAAUCUGCAAAGAUAAUCGAAAAAGAAGACUUUAAACUUUCUAUGGGAGACAGCAAAUUAUUCUUUUAUACUGGUAUAACAUCUAAAACUACUCCUCGAGACCAUGUUGGUCUAGAUAAAGAACCCCAGUCUCCAAGAAAGGAUAUGCCUUUAUCCCCAAUGCAGAACGAAAAUGAUUUAAAGAAAGUUAUACUAAAGAUUCCUAUGAAUAUUUUGCCUGAUAACAAAGAUGAUUUGAACAUUAUUUUCGAUCUCCUCGAAGACAAGAAUCCCGGUUUAAAUACAGAACUAUGGCAGGUAUCCACUGAUUCAGAAUACCCGAAUAAUGGUAAGUUCAUCAUUUUGGUUGACAAGCAAUCAGUCUCGGUUAUUCUGGGAAAAAGUUUCGAUCCUACCAUUGGUGGAGAAAAACUAAAGUUUUUCUUUUAACUGACUGUUCUGUAUGACUUGCGACUUAUUGAAUAUUUCAGUUAGACCAGGUGAGAUGGAGGUCAAAUGCACACUUACAUUAGAAUUAAAAUUUCUAAUGACGAUUGUCUUAGUAUUGCUUAAAAGCGUUGUACUUUCGUCGCAAUGUGCAGGACAGCAUUCAUAAACAUCAUAAGUACUUACGUGGAUUAUUCUUGUUUUUAUAGUGUGUGUGUGUGUGCGAGAUAUUCAUUGUAUUAUGUAAAGAGCAUUUAAUGACAUCAAAGGAAAAUAAUUUAGGAAAAAUAGUAAAAGUGUUGUCUAGAUACUAAUUAUAUAAUUGUAAUAACUACAAGAUGCUUUAAGGCUUACUUACGUGUGUCAGCUGAUAGAUGAUAGGGCCCGUAGCUAUGUUAAGAUUUGGAAUUUAAAAUUGAAAUCCAUUAAGCUAUUUCGAUCAUGCAUCUUCAUAAGUGAUGAUAACCUAUAUGUACGUGCCAAUACGUCUUCUUACUUGGAAACGCACUUUAAAUGAGACCUUUCUGCCAUGAGUACAGCUGAGCGUACAGUUGAAUGUACGUUAUCUAGAUUUAAAGCAAUAUACCAGUACUUGCUUACAGAGAAACAGUGACUUUGUAAUGUAAUGGUGCAAAUAAUGAGGAAUACCCAAUUUUAUGUCGGCUAAGGUACUCGCGCGCACGAGUAUAGUCAUUCGAUAUAACUGCCAAUGUAAAUGUAUUGCAAGAGAGCGUGUAACAGUUACAGUAAUUGAAUUUGAUGCCUAAGACUACACUCAGCGACGUGUAUAAAAAAAAACCACGCCACAUGCUUUCUUGCUACAAAAUUCACACCGUCUGAACUCGUAACGUCGGGAUUUUAUGUCUAACACUUGUUUAACUUAACCAAGAAGACUCGCUCGUGAACAUGGAACUUUUUUAAUAUAUGCUCCUCGUUUGUAUUAGAUGCGCGUAAACACCUCAGAUGUAAAUGGUUUAACGUGUUAAAACUGUGAACUCAUUGCCACGCACGUUUAUGCUACGUUAUGCAUGCUGUCUCACUUUGUAAACCUAAAAAUUUGAAAAUGGUCAAUACUCACGAUUCUCACAUAUUGUGUCAUUUAAUGAUAUCGUUUAUGGGUUCGAAGCGUGCGUAAGCAAUAAACGAAAAACGGCUUCAUAGAAAACCUUCCUCAUUAUUAAGCAUCACUUUUAUCAACCAACAUAGGUAAUCAAUCGUUUACAAGUAUCCGAUUAGCACAAGGUAAAUUCUACCGCAUUUGCAUAGGUUUAGUGUUCAUUUUGCACGCAUUGGUUACCUGGUUCGGUCGCUGCUUUUAUCGUACAACACAUUGGCCCUUAAAUAUCCCCGGAAUAGACUUUUAAUUUUUAUUUCUUUACAUUAGUUUUUAGGGUAGGUAUUUUAUCAGUGUACUUUUGACUGUGUAGUUUGUUAGUCUGUUAGUAUUUAACUUAUUUAAUUUAAUUAAUUUCCGUUUAUGCGGCUAAUGUUCCUUUAGAU